UAUUAAUAAGGAGAAAAGGGAAAAUGAUUGUCGUCCGUCCUGUAGUAAUUGACCAAUUAAUUAUGCAGAGAGUUAUGAAUAUUGAAUAUUCAAAUCAAAUCAAAUCCCCCACAUGCUUUCCUGACCAAACCACCGCAGUACUACUUGAUAAAAUAUCCAUGGCCGGCGCCGGAAAUGGAGGAUUCCUCUCCUCCGCCGGUAUCUCGCCUUUAUUUCGCCACCGAGACACAUCUACAACCGUCCAACUACUUAGGCCAUUAAGAAGAAGAUUCUCUGUUUUUGCAUCCACAGAAAAACAGCAUCGACAGAAGUCGGCAAAGGACGGACGGCUGACUUUGAAAGAUUACUUUGAGCAGAGCGUUGAGUUGAUUACUAGAUCGGACGGCGGACCGCCGCGGUGGUUUACACCUUUGGACUGCGGUUCCCGCUUACAAGACUCUCCUCUAUUGUUCUAUUUACCUGGGGUUGAUGGAGUUGGAACUGGACUUGUGUUGCACCAUGAAAGACUUGGCAAGAUUUUUGACAUAUGGUGCUUCCACAUUCCCCUCUCAGACAGAACAUCAUUUACAGACCUGGUGAAGCUGGUUGAAAGCGCAGUUAGGUUAGAGUAUUCACGUACCCCUAAUAGACCCAUAUAUCUUGUUGCUGAAUCUUUUGGGGGAUGCCUCGCUCUUGCUGUUGCUGCUCGCAACCCACAUAUCGAUCUUAUACUCAUCUUGGCUAAUCCAGCUACUUCUUUCAGCAGAUCUCUGCUUCAACCAGAAACUCUAUUACCAUUUUCAACAAUGAUGCCCGACCAAUUCAGCUCCAGCUUACCUUAUUUGCUGUCUUUACUCACAGGUUCUCCUUUAAAGAUGGUGACAACAGCCAUUGGGAAACGUUUUCCUCUGGAACAACUGUUUGGGAAGCUAUUUCAUGAUACUAUUGCAGUCUCAUCGUACCUUUCUGUACUGUCUGAUGCAUUGACAGCUGAAACGCUUCGAUGGAAGCUGGAUAUGCUGAAAUCAGCUGCUGCAUUUGCCAAUUCACGACUUCAUGCUGUGAAAGCUCAAACACUGAUACUUGCUAGCGGACAGGAUCAGUUACUGCCUAGUCGGGAGGAAGCAGAAAGAUUACGUCAAGUGUUGCCUAAAUGUGAGAUCCGCGUAUUCGAUGACAGUGGUCAUGCCCUCUUCUUGGACGAAGAUGUCCGUCUGGUAUCAAUCCUGAAUGGUGCCAGUUUUUACCGACGUGGAAGACGCCAUGACUAUGUCUUAGAUUACUUACCACCAUCCCCUUCUGAAUUUCAAAAAGUCUAUCAACCACAAAGAUGGGUAGAGGCAGCCACUGACCCUGUGAUGCUAUCAACUCUGGAAAACGGAAACAUUGUGAGAGGUCUUGCUGGGAUUCCGUCACAAGGACCGGUGCUAUAUGUAGGUUACCAUAUGAUGCUUGGGCUUGAAUUAGGCCCUCUCGUGACACGUUUUUGGAAAGAAAGGAAUAUUCUUUUGCGAGGAAUAGCACACCCGAUGAUGUUUACCAAGUUGAGGGAAGGCAAAUUACCUCCUUUAUCAAGUUUUGAUUCAAUGAGGAUCAUGGGAGCUGUUCCUGUUUCAGCACCUAAUUUCUAUAGACUUUUCUCUUCUAAAUCCCAUGUUCUACUUUAUCCUGGAGGAAUGCGCGAGGCUCUUCAUCGCAAGGGUGAGGAAUACAAAUUAUUCUGGCCAGAACAAUCAGAGUUUGUUAGGAUGGCAGCUAAAUUUGGAGCCACAAUCAUACCAUUUGGUUCUGUUGGAGAAGAUGAUAUUAGCGAGUUACUCCUUGAUUACAAUGACCUAAUGAACAUUCCAUAUUUCAAGAACUCCAUAGAAGAGCUAACAGAUGAGGCAGUGAAGCUGAGAGGCGGCACUGUGGGAGAGGUUUCAAACCAAGAUGUUCAUCUUCCAAUCCUUGUACCCAAAGUUCCAGGCCGUUUUUAUUACUUAUUUGGAAAGCCGAUUGAAACAAUAGGAAGGAAGGAAGAGCUGAAAAGCAGAGAAAAGGCUGAUGAAUUGUAUAGACAAGUGAAAGGUGAGGUUGAGAAAUGUCUUGAUUAUCUAAGGGAGAAAAGAGAGAAUGACCCUUAUAGGAAUAUGUUUGCUCGUUUAACUUACAAAGCAACCCAUGGAUUCGAUGCUGAGGUACCUACAUUCGACUUCACCAAAUCUCCCUAAUUUCUGUUCGAACACACUGCCUGCCUGCCUGGGAAGUCAUUCAAUUCAAAUUUAAGCAUUUGUAGAUGUAAAUAAUAUUAUAAAACCAAAAUAGAUUUAACAAUUCUUUAUGUGUAUGUGUACACUAUGUUAUAAAUCAAUGAUGAUAUAGGCUGGAGAAUAGAUAUCAACUGAUCUUUAUGUUGAUUGAUUCCCUAAAAAAGAGAUUUCCCGGUGAAUGAAUAAAUUUCGUUUCAUUUCA
Messenger RNA from Erythranthe guttata (spotted monkey flower), 2433 nucleotides. Its product is annotated as phytyl ester synthase 1, chloroplastic. NCBI's taxonomy places the organism in Eukaryota, Viridiplantae, Streptophyta, Magnoliopsida, Lamiales, Phrymaceae. The record is from RefSeq and is a predicted model, not a curated record. Gene Ontology annotation, cellular component: membrane.